Molecule: messenger RNA, 1379 nt
Organism: Ambispora leptoticha
Lineage: Eukaryota; Fungi; Glomeromycota; Glomeromycetes; Archaeosporales; Ambisporaceae
Source: the annotation of a GenBank genome assembly
AUAGUAAGCAAUGCAAUGCAAAAACUGAAUUAUCACGAAAACCUACUCGGAUUCAACGCAUUAAACGGAAACUUACGAUGACCAAAUCACACAAUAAAUUACAUGAAACACAUGACAAGAAUAUUACGGAAGAGAAUGAUAUUUCUCAACACCAUUCUGCUGAGUGUCUGGCUGCUCAAUCACAUGAACAUAAUUCACAAGCAGAAAGCAGCAAAACAGAAUUUCAAUCUUCAGCAUCAGAAACAACACAUUGUAUUUGUCGGAAAUCAUCAUCAUCGAGUCGAAAAAGCAAAUUUUUUGGUGUAUUUCAUCCACCUUCCAGCCAAACUUUGUCUUCGAUAACAAACGAUGAUUCAUCAUCAUCACCAUCAACCACUACAAAUAUAACUGACAGUAACACUGAUUUGCCAACACCCAAAGACGAUGAACGAAAAAACAUAGUCCGCAGAUCAUGGUCACAGAUGGAGGUUCGUCAUCUUCGGCAUCUAUUUGAUAUACGAAGAGUCUACUGGCGAGAAAUUAGACGACGAAAUUCAUACGCGUACACGAAUUCCCAGCUGGCAAAAGAACAAUUAGCUGCAGAAUCCGAAAUUCGUGCUAGUAAUCGUGCAUUGAAUUCGCGUGGCGGUGAUGACGAUUCGGUGCUUGAUUACAUCUUUGGUGAUAUUGAAGAUGAUGUUGAUUCAUUGGCUGCUGGGCAAGACUUUGUUUCUCGUCCUCCAUUGGAUCUUUUUGAAUUCCAGGCUCAGGUGCAAAAGGCAACGGAUGUCACCUCUCGAUCUCAGCAAAUGCGUAGAUUCAAGGCAUUUGAAAUAUAUUCGAGUGAGCAUAGUUAUUUGAAUCAUUUGCGAACUCUUAAAAAGUUAUUCAUGGAUCCUUGUUAUCAAGCUGCCAAAAAACCAAAUCAAACAAUGAAUCCCGCUGAUGUUAAAGUAAUGUAUGCUCACAUCAUUGACCUAAUAAAGCUAUCCAGCAAACUAGUGCACAGUCUUGCUCAGAUACAGCCAUGGUUAAAUGUAGAAUGCCGGGUCGGCGAGGUAUUCCUGAAGUAUAGUAAAGAAUUUGAGGUUUAUCAGAGAUAUGCCGAAAAUCAUUUGGAUAGUCGCGCUGCAGUGAAACGUGCAGAUCAAAAGAUUUUGUAUCGCAAGUUUAUUCAGGAAUCACAGCGUUCUAAGGAUCAAUAUAGACUUGAUCUAUCAGGUUAUCUGAUCAUGCCUAUACAACGAAUUUCAAGAUAUCGGUUGCUCCUUCAAGAACUUAUGAAUCACACACCGGAAUUUCAUCCUGAUUUUGAAGGUUUAUCACGUGCAUUGAAAGAUAUGACUGCGCGUGUAGAUGAAUGCAAUAGUAUUGCUAAUUUGCUAUCCGAGAAGGGAUGA